AGUCGAGCACGCCGACUGCAAGGAAAGUGCAUUUGCCGUGACUGGAGAUGUGGAUCGUUAUGAUUCGGGAGACGAGGAUAAUUUCACCCAGCCGAGAGAACUGUGGCUUAAGGUACUUGGUGAUAGCGGGCGUGCUGAACUGGUUGAAAAUCUGGCGACUGAGUUGCAUCACUGCAAACCGAUUAUCCAAGAACGUGCUAUCAGCCUCUUCAGCAACGUUCACAGUGAUUUUGGCAAAGCGCUACGCAAAGAACUCGACGUAAUCAGGCAGAAGACGGGUCAUGCUUUUAAAUCGGAGGGGCCCGGCUUGCUGAGUUGUCGAAGCACAGAAAGCAGUGGCAUGCCGCAUUUGGAAACCGAAGAGAAAAUCCAGGUACUUGGUGAUAGCGGGCGUGCUGAACUGGUUGAAAAUCUGGCGACUGAGUUGCAUCACUGCAAACCGAUUAUCCAAGAACGUGCUAUCAGCCUCUUCAGCAACGUUCACAGUGAUUUUGGCAAAGCGCUACGCAAAGAACUCGACGUAAUCAGGCAGAAGACGGGUCAUGCUUUUAAGUCGGAGGGGCCCGGCUUGCUGAGUUGUCGAAGCACGGAAAGCAGUGGCAUGCCGCAUUUGGAAACCGGUUCUCCUGGGAAGUGCAUGUAA
Molecule: messenger RNA, 643 nt
Organism: Gongylonema pulchrum
Lineage: Eukaryota; Metazoa; Nematoda; Chromadorea; Rhabditida; Gongylonematidae
Source: the annotation of a GenBank genome assembly